Messenger RNA from Cryptomeria japonica (Japanese cedar), 3319 nucleotides. Its product is annotated as probable LRR receptor-like serine/threonine-protein kinase At3g47570. The transcript is spliced from 2 exons. Gene Ontology annotation, biological process: protein phosphorylation. The coding region runs from base 31 to 3111 and encodes 1026 amino acids. The record is from RefSeq and is a predicted model, not a curated record. Lineage: Eukaryota; Viridiplantae; Streptophyta; Pinopsida; Cupressales; Cupressaceae. Gene Ontology annotation, molecular function: ATP binding; protein binding; protein kinase activity.
UUCCCCUUCCUCACAGUAGUCCGGUCUACCAUGGCUGCUCUUUUGUUGAUAAUUUCAGUGCUUUCCAUAUUCUUAAUCCCCGCUCUUCCUCAUUCUGUCGGCAAUUUCUCUCAUCAACACCAACAACAAGAAUUAUUGUUGCGAUUCAAAGCUACCGUUUCCAGAAACGGCACUUCUCUGCCCGACUGGACUCCCCGUCACUCCUUCUGCAAUUGGUCUGGUGUUAUUUGUCACUCCUCCUCUCACUCUGUCCGGGCCAUCGAUUUAACCCAAAUGGGUUUAGACGGCACCAUCUCUCCUGUGCUCGGAAAUCUCUCCUCUCUUCGAUACCUAGUUCUUGCCGGCAAUUACCUCACUGGUACCAUUCCAUCUCAACUCGGUCAACUCCGAAAUCUAUGGAUGCUCAGGCUGGACAACAACCAAUUACAAGGAACCGUUCCACCCGGUCUCUCCGCUUGCCGCAGUUUGUAUUAUCUGGCACUUUCCUAUAAUCAACUGCAUGGCAGCAUUCCGCCUGAGCUGAGUCUUCUCAAAAGUUUGAAGUACCUUUACAUAGGCGCAAACAGUCUUACGGGUAUGAUUCCCAGCUCUUUCAAAAAUCUGUCCACCUUAGUUUUAAUGAAUUUGGCCGAAAAUAACUUAUCGGGUACCAUUCCUCCUGAAUUGGGAAUGCUCACUAACCUGCAGACUCUUUACCUUUUUGAAAAUAACUUACGAGGAACCAUUCCGGGCUCUUUAACAAAUCUCUCAAAUUUGAAUGACUUAAGUUUAUCUGAUAACCAGAUAAUUGGACAGAUUCCAUGGGACAUUGGUACCAAGCUCUCCAAUUUGGAAUACCUUGGUUUAUGGGGAAAUCAGCUUAGUGGAAACAUACCAAACUCCCUUGGAAAUUGUUCCCAUCUAGAAGUACUUAUUUUAUCUAUAAACAGACUAAGUGGAACGGUUCCAAAGGAGCUAGGCAUGUUGAACCUUCUUACCCAGCUUGAUCUAUACAGCAAUCAACUUGUUAGUGACAGCAGUAAAACAUUGGCCUUUCUCACUGCUCUCACAAAUUGCUCCCACUUGCAAGAAAUAGUUGUGUCAUAUAAUAAUUUCAAAGGUAUAUUGCCCCCAUCCAUAGGCCAACUGUCUUCCAAUCUCAAUUACUUGGGUUUACAAUUCAACAUGAUAAACGGAAGCAUACCACAACAGAUUGUCAAUCUGACAAGCUUAACUUUCUUAGCUUUAUACGAUAACCUUUUUAGCGGCAAUAUUCCAUCUGGUAUUAAAAGAUUGCAGAAGUUGGAAAGAUUGUUUUUGGGUGGGAACAAACUAGAAGGAAGCAUUCCAAGUGACAUAGGUCAAAUGCAACAUCUCGGACUCUUGAAUCUAAGUCACAACCAGUUAUCUGGAAAAAUACCAGAUUCUCUUUGUAACUCCCAGCAGCUUAGACGUCUUCUCCUUUACCACAACAAGUUAUCAGGGAAGAUCCCCGUUAGCAUGCAGGGAUGUCAGAAGUUAGAGCUCCUUGACUUAUCUCACAAUAAACUAGAGGGACGGAUACCUGGUGAAGUCAUUGCCAGACUUAAAAACCUGCAAUUCUAUCUCAAUCUAUCAGGGAAUUCUCUUAAAGGGUCGUUGCCACAAGAGAUGAGUAAAAUUGUAAUGGCUCAAGCGAUAGAUAUAUCUGGAAAUCAGCUUACUGGGCUCAUUCCAGAUUCUAUAGGGGACUGCUCAGCAUUAGAGCGUCCAAAUCUAUCCCACAACGCCUUUGUUGGUCCAAUACCACAUUCACUCUCCAAAUUAAAAAACCUCGAAGAAAUUGAUCUUUCUUUCAAUAAUUUGUCAGGGCAGAUUCCUCCAGGAGGGUUGUUUCGAAACAGAAGUGUUGUAGUAUUGUUUAUGGGGAACCCUGGCGUAUGUGGCCCAAAAAAUUAUUCAUUGCUUCCAUGCCCAAUUCCGACCCAUGAAACACAUUCCCUGCUGAAAAAAGUAGUCUUAUUAGUUGCUGGAAUCAUUGCAUUUCUAUUAAUUUGCUUCGGUCUAGUAAUGCUAUGGAGGCAUAAACUUUCAAAGCGGCUAGUCCGUCCCUCAAACCUUAUUUUUCGAAGGCUUGGCUAUCCAAAGUUUUCUUAUCAAGAUCUUGUCAUUUCAACAUCUGGAUUUGACGAGUCAAACUUGCUUGGAGUGGGUAACUUCGGAUCUGUCUACAAAGGCAUCUUGAGGGAUGGUAGGAUCAUUGCCAUGAAGAUUCUUAAUUUUACAAAUGAAGAAGCUCUUAAGAGUUUUAAGAGAGAAUGCAAAUUGUUAGGGAGGAUUCGGCACCGUAACCUCAUCAGAAUCAUAAGUGCAUUUUCCUACCCUGACUUGAAAGGUUUGGUUCUUCAGUUUGCAUGUAAUGGGAGCUUAGAAAAACAUUUGCACCCUGACAGAGAUGAUGAACACUUUUGUAAGUUGGGAUUGAGUGAGUGUUUGAGCAUUGCUACAGAUGUAGCCCAUGGCAUGGAAUAUUUACAUCAUGAUUGUCCUCUACAAAUUGUGCACUGUGAUUUAAAACCUAGCAAUGUGCUCUUGGAUGCCGACAUGACAGCCCUUGUCACUGACUUUGGCAUAUCCCGUUUAACUAGCACAAAUUCAGUAGAUUCAUUGAGUACAACAACAUUUGCACUCAAAGGAUCCAUUGGAUAUAUUGCUCCAGAGUAUGGAUUGGGUGGGAGUGUUUCCACAAAGGGAGAUGUUUAUAGUUAUGGAAUUCUGAUAUUAGAGAUGGUUACAAGGAAGAGGCCAAACGAUGACAUGUUUGUGGGAGACCUGAACUUGCAAAAGUGGGUAAGGUUGGCCUUUCCAGACAGAUUGACAGAUAUUAUUGAUAGUGAGCUGUUGAAUGAAGUGAAUGAAAACAUGGAAGACGAUAGAUGUCUUCUUUCUUUCAUUCAUAUUGGUUUGCUUUGCACUGCUGAAUCACCAAGUGAGCGGCCUUCCAUAAGAGAUGUAGCCAAAACCUUAGGGAGCCUCAAGCCAUCUUCCAUGGGAGGUGCAGCUUCUUCCAUGUUAACAGCUACCAUAUCAGAACUACUCAAAACCAAUCCUACAGGAACAUUGGCACCGGACAGUCAAAGUUCAACCUUUUAGAUGUAUAUAACUUCGAUUAGGAAGUUUUUGUCCUUUAUGUUUGAUAGUUUCAAGUUUGUCUUCCAUCACAAGACCUACAGUAUUCCUUCCUGUCAAAUCCACCUCAAGUUAAAUUGUAGUUCUUUCAGCCUGUAAGGUGUUCUAAUUCAUGUGUUUUCUUUAAAGUAGAUUGAGAAAGUAUGAUGCUGUCAAUACAUAUUGCAACAAU